UGAUUCGACUCUUUCACAUUCAGCACAUGUAACCGCCCUGUCGUUGAUUAAUUUUCCUUAAGUGUUUUGUUCCUCACAGAUUACAGGUUUAAUACAACUGCUCGACUGUGCAGCUGCUGAUGUUAUCAACACAUCUUGACGACAUGAGAGCGACAACAGCAGAGUAGAACCCCAAGAAAAGACAAAGAGAGAGAGCGAGAGAGAGAGAGAGAGGAAAAGAAAGAGACGGAGAGAGAGAGAGAGAGAGAGAGAGAGAGAGAGUGCGACUUGUCCUUCAGCACCAUGACGUCUGCUGUCCCACCAAAGAGGAUGGUGUCCUCUGUCUUCAUUACUCUGACAUCUCCAUACAGAGCCACGGUCACUCCCACGCCGCAGAUCACACAGCACUCGGCCGUCCCGGUCAGUCCCACCACCGCACACACUAAGCCCUCCGCUUCCUCCACCUCGGCCCUGGAGUCAGGACACGGCGCCUCCUCGGCUGAAGCUCAACCCAGUGCUCUGGAGCUCCGCAAAACACACAGCAACAAACCCGACACUGCACACACGCCAUACAGAGCCAAGAGAGAGGAGAAACACUCUGAGGGGUUCUUCCUUCCUCCACACCCUGCAUCUCUGGGCUCUUCUGAAGCCCCGAGCCUUCCUCUGCCUCCUCCACCACCCAGCUGCCACCUUUCUGACCCCAACCACGAGCCACCGGCCUCCAUACGCAAGGUGUGUGUGGAGAGAGCGCCUCCUGCUGGUCAGAGUCAGAGCCAGGUGACUGCAGGAGCUCACAUUGAGGAGGGGAUUACACCGGAUGUGUGUGGCUUCUGUCGUAAGCCUGUGGCUCUGAGUGAGCCGGCGAUUGAGGCGUUGAACAGGACGUACCACAGUAACUGCUUCCAGUGCCGACAGUGUCACACUGCUCUCGCUGGGAAAAUCUACUACAACAAGGCCGGGAUCCCUCUGUGUGAAGACUGCUACCAGGCCAGUUUGGAGCCGUGCUGGGCGUGCGGUGAGGUGAUCAAAGAUCAUGUGAUCCGAGCGCUGGAACGAGCCUAUCACCCACCCUGCUUCGUGUGCACCACCUGCAGGCAGCCAAUCGGAGAGCAGCGUUUCGCCCAGGGGGAGGUGGGGGAGGUGUACUGCCUGCACGACUACUACAGGAAAUACGCACCUGAGUGCAGUGUGUGUGGAGAGCUGAUAAUCCCAAGAGAAGACGGGACGGACAGCUACACAGUCGAGUGUCUUGGACGAUCUUUUCAUGAGGACUGCUACCGCUGUGAGCUGUGUUCGAUGCUUCUCUCCCCGGAGCCUAAUGAACAUGGCUGCCACCCACUGGACGGACAGAUCUUGUGCAAACCCUGCCAUCUGUCUCUGAUCCAGACGACUCAGCACUGAUCCUGCUACGUGAGGCUUCACGCCAAAGCACCACAGACCCGAUCCACGCUGCAAGAAAAUGAACAAUGGUUUCUGUCCUUACGUCGUUUGGCAUUCAUGCUCUCGUCCAAAAACACUAGAGCUCUGAUUCUAACACACUUCAUGUGAGAACAAAAAGAUUAAUGUGGAUUAAUGUACCAAAAUACACCAGAAACACCAAAUCUCUCUCUCACACACACACAAACACACACACACACACACACACACAAACACACACACACAUAGCUUCUCAGAAACACUCACCUAAAAAAAAACAGCUAUAAUAAGACGCUUAACAUGGAAUGUGUUUAAACAAUUUUACAAGAUGACACAAGUAACAGUUUAGCUACUACAGGCUAAUUAACUAGCGCUGCAACUCAAAUUGUCACGUUUCCGUUUACAGUUUAGUAGAGAUUUAGUGAUUUCUCAAUAAUUCAGCUGUAAAUAAACACCACUAUACUGAUCUUAACUUGGUGUGAUCCAAACUAUCCGUUUGGUUUUUGUUAUGUCUGUGCUACAUGCUAAGAGGUUUAUAAGUUGUUUAAUAGAUGUGGUGUUUUGUAGCCUAACGUUAAAAUAAAAUCUCAACACAACCGAGCAUUCAGAGAUCCUUUGAGAAAUGCACGAGACUUUCGGUGCCACGUGAUCGACGAAAACUGCAUGAUUUAAAAGAACGGUUUGGCCAAAGAUGGAACAGAUCAAAUGCCCACCGAGUCCAAAUACGGACAAUCAGCCAAGACGUGUCCACUGUCUGAAAUGUGCCUUUUUCAUUCUGCGCUAAAGCUACAGGGCUAAUAUUAAGCUAAUAGCUUUAGCAUUAGCAGUGUAGCACGACUGGUUAUUCAUAGAAGUAAACCCUACAGAACAUAUCUCGGAUAAACCGGCAGAACGUUUCAUUGUUUGGCUAAAACUUUUCUUUCGUUGCGUCUAGAAUGAUGAUUGUAUACAAACUGCAGUACUGGGAAAACAAUGCUGGGAAAAAUUGCUUCCUCUUCUUAUUUUUUUUAAACAAUGAUUUCUUCAAUGUUAGCAUAUUUUUAUAUUUAGACUCAUUGAGGUCUCUUUAUUUCCUUUCAUUUUAUAGACGAUGUAACAGAACGUAUAUCGAACAUAUCCAGUGUAGUCAAAAUUAUUUUGCACUCUUUGUGUAAUCCGGUGCACCAAAGAUAUUUAUUCUACAUUAAACCAGAUUCCCUACCUGUUUUAUGUAGCACAGAUAUUGAAUCAUAUGAAAAUGUAUUGUUUUUUCUAAACGAUGGGAGAAAAUAAACCGAUAUGUGCCAUA
Molecule: messenger RNA, 2683 nt
Organism: Tachysurus vachellii
Lineage: Eukaryota; Metazoa; Chordata; Actinopteri; Siluriformes; Bagridae
Gene: fblim1
Product: filamin binding LIM protein 1
Exons: 9
Coding region: 283-1380 (365 amino acids)
Biological process (GO): cell-cell adhesion
Cellular component (GO): focal adhesion; stress fiber
Molecular function (GO): filamin binding
Source: RefSeq, a predicted model, not a curated record